AUGUCGCGAUUUGGGGUAUUUAUCAUUGGAGUGAUGUUUUUGAUGUCAAUUUUCGAUGUGAUGAGAACGGUUUCAGCCGAUGAGCGGGUCGAUGUGGGCACUCAAUACGAUAAGGAUGAUUUUGAAGCAGAGUUUGGAGACGAGAACACGGAGAACUUGUACAGCAAAGGAACCGAAGAAGACCAUAUCGAAGUCCGUGAACAAUCCUCAUUUGUCAAACCAACUGCCGUUCAUCAUGCUAAGGAUCUUCCAACUCUUCGUGUCUUCUAUUGCGUGUCAUGCGGGUACAAACAAGCCUUCGACCAAUUCACCACUUUCGCCAAGGAAAAAUACCCAAAUAUGCCUGUGGAGGGAGCCAACUAUGCUCCAGUCCUCUGGAAAGCUUACGUUGCUCAGGCUGUCAGCGUUAUCAAAUUGGGACUUCUUGUUAUCAUCCUCACUGGAAUCAAUCCACUUGAACGUCUUGGAUUUGGUUAUCCAGGUCCUCUUCGACACGCCCAUGAAAACAAAAUGUCUUCGUGUAUGCUUGUCUUUAUGCUUGGAAAUCUCGCCGAACAGAGUUUGAUCUCCACUGGUGCAUUUGAAGUCUACCUUGGCAAUGAGCAAAUCUGGAGCAAAAUUGAGUCGGGACGCGUGCCAUCUCCACAGGAAUUCAUGCAAUUGAUUGACGCGCAACUUGCCGUGCUCGGAAAAGCUCCGGUGAACACUGAAUCGUUUGGAGAGUUCCAGAAAACCGUUUAA
This is a messenger RNA of Caenorhabditis briggsae, 741 nucleotides long. The transcript has 4 exons. Gene Ontology annotation, molecular function: thioredoxin-disulfide reductase (NADPH) activity. The coding region runs from base 1 to 741 and encodes 246 amino acids. The record is from RefSeq and is a predicted model, not a curated record. Gene Ontology annotation, biological process: cell redox homeostasis. NCBI's taxonomy places the organism in Eukaryota, Metazoa, Nematoda, Chromadorea, Rhabditida, Rhabditidae. Gene Ontology annotation, cellular component: endoplasmic reticulum membrane.